AUGGAGCAAGACCUCGCUCUCCCAAACCCAAACUGGAUACUUCAUGUCGACAGAUCUUCGACCAACAAAGGCGCAGGGGCCGGAGUCCAAUUGCAGUCUCCGACAGGAGAACUUAUCAGACAGUCUUUCAGCUUCGGUUUUCCGGCUUCGAAUAAUGAAGCAGAAUAUGAAUCUUUGAUCGCCGGACUACGCUUAGCAAAGGCUGUCAAGGCUAAAUGCCUAAGCGCCUACUGCGACUCACAGUUAGUUGCCAGCAGUGUUAUGAAACCCGACCCGGACCCGCGGUUGAACCGGCUUAGCAGCAGAGUUCGAGUUCUUCGAACUCACCAAAGUUCCAGAGGGGAAAACAUCUGUGCCGAUGCUCUCGCAGCCCUUGGCAGCAAGCUUCAAGAUCAGGUUGAACGAACCUUCCCAAUACAUCGCAUUGAGAAACCAAGUAUCGAUAUCUCGACCGACCAAACUAUCAUCGUAGCUCCAGUCACCAAGGCCAACGCACCAAAUUCUGAUGGGUUCGGCCCUGACUGGAGAACUGAGUUCAUCGACUACCUUAGAAAGGGAGAACUUCCGACAGAGAAGUGGGCUGCUCGCAGACUAAAAACACGCAGUGACCAUUAUGUUGUCCUGGACGAUGAACUACACCGAUGGACCGCGAGUAAAGUACUCCUCAUGUGCAUCCACGGCGACGAGACCGAAAGGGUUAUAGCUGAGACACAUGAAGGAGCUGGAGGGAACCAUUCAGGCGGUCGAGCCUUGGCGAUCAAAGUGAGAAGCCUGGGCUUCUUCUGGCUGACGAUGAACGCAGAUUGUGAGUCCUACGUUAGAAGCUGCGACAAGUGCCAACGGCACGCACCAAGCAUCCAUUGUCCGACUGAAAUGUUACGAACGACGACCGCACCGUAUCCAUUCAUGCGAUGGGCAAUAGAAAUCAUAGGACCUCUUCCCUGUUCCCGCCAGAAAUAUUUCGUUCUCGUCCUCACUGAUUACUUCACCAAAUGGAUCGAGGCCGAAGCCUACGCUCAAGUCACAUACAAGGAAGUCUGUGGUUUCGUCUGGAAGAACAUUAUUUGCCGCCACGGUCUACCUUAUGAAAUUGUUACCGAUACUGGAUCACAGUUCAUGUCAGGCAACUUCAAGGAGUUUUGCAGCAAAUGGAACAUCCAACUAAGCCCUUCCACCCCUCGCUACCCGCAAGGAAAUGGCCAAGCAGAAUCCUCCAACAAGGUCAUCAUCGACGACAUUAAGAAACGUCUAGACCUGAAAAAGGGUCAUUGGGCCGACGAACUCGAUGGAGUCCUAUGGAGUCACCGCACGACACCAAGAGGAUAG
Molecule: messenger RNA, 1326 nt
Organism: Brassica oleracea var. oleracea
Lineage: Eukaryota; Viridiplantae; Streptophyta; Magnoliopsida; Brassicales; Brassicaceae
Exons: 2
Coding region: 1-1326 (441 amino acids)
Biological process (GO): DNA integration
Molecular function (GO): nucleic acid binding
Source: RefSeq, a predicted model, not a curated record